AGGAAAUAAUGCCCUUACCAAAGAAUCAGCAAUCAGCUUCCAAUGGAGCAUCAAGAGAGAAAUGCCAUGAUGAAAGUGAAGAAGAAGGUCAAAAUGAAUCUCCAGAGUCAACAAAAACUUCAGAAAGAAGUGGAUCAUCUUCAGAUGAAUCAGAAUCUGAUGAAUCAGUGAUGGAUGAGGAGGAGUGUGAAAGACGAAGAAGUAGAAUUCUAGAGGAAAUGGCAGCUACAGAGAAGCAGUUCUUUCUAAUCAGGGAAAAACUAUAUGAAGAAAGAAUGAAGCAGGUUGAAGAGAAACUGGCUGAGGUGAAAACAGGGACAGCCAAAGAGUAUCUGGAACCUCUUGAGGAAUUGCAGGAUAAUAUGGGGGUUCGGAUUGAAGUUGCUGGUGUCUUGUGGCAGGUACGGCUUGCAGCUGCAUCCAUGCGACAUGAGGAAGAAGCUAAGGCUGCCAAGUGCUGCCAUGAGGCUGAGAAGAUUGACUUGUACAACCACAUGAAGCAAGACUUGGAAGAUCGAAUCAGGAAGUUGGAAGAGGAUCGUUUUAGUGCAGAGUUCAGUGAUUUUGGGGAGCUGAGAACUGUGCAGGGAAAGCAUAAAAACUCUGGGGGAACAGCAGGAAGGAGGGAAGGUAGCUCAGAUCCAGAAAUGACUAACAGACAAAAAGGGAAAAGGAAAAAGCCCACCCCUGUAUCUGGUCCUUACAUUGUCUACAUGUUGCGGGAUGAAGACAUCAUGCUAGAUUGGGCUGUUAUUAAAAAAGCUCUCCUAUCUUCAAAAACAUCUUCCCAAGGUGAACCAGAACUUAGGUGAUGCUGGAUUGGAAGAAAUUUCUAUGCCUGUGUUCUUCCCUUCCUCCAGAAAUGGAAUAUGUGAAUGUGAUAUUGAGUUUAUUGUGUACCUUUCCAUGUUGUUCCCUCCCACAUGGUCUGGAUUCUCAUGCUCUGCUGCUUUGAUGGAGGUGCCUACAAUGAAUUCCAGCCGAAAUACAAUUUUGAAUAUAUAAAA
This is a messenger RNA of Darwinula stevensoni, 1007 nucleotides long. NCBI's taxonomy places the organism in Eukaryota, Metazoa, Arthropoda, Ostracoda, Podocopida, Darwinulidae. The record is from the annotation of a GenBank genome assembly.